UUCUCGAUGAAAAUUGGUCGGCUUUUGAAGAGCAGGCAGUGUUUAUCACGAAAAAUGGUAUUGCUUUUGAUGCUGAGCUGGUAGCGGAACUUGUUUAUGUAGUGCAGCCACAGCUAGUGAAGCAGUGCCCAGGCCUCGGCGAGACAUUCUGCGCAUUCCUGGAGGACGUUACAGCAAAUCUAUUUAGUGUAAUUUCCUAUAAUUAGAUAGUGACACAGGUGUCGCAAUUACUUCACUGGUUAUCACAUGUGUUAUCGAGUCAACGCUGCCUGGCUGCUGCGUUGCCGGUGGAGACGUCGCCAACAAUGAUAAAUUAUUCACAGACAAUGAGCCAGUGGUGAAUGUGGAGUGCAGGCAGAGUGUUCCUCUUGACGAGCCAUCAAUGGGCACGUUCGAGAUGGGCGUCUCAUAGCUUGGCCACCUAGACAAGUAUGCAGAGGCAAAUAGUGAAAAGCCACCUGAGAAAAGUUUGUCUUCAGAGGUGGAGACCUUCCUCGCGGCGAACCUCUCGGGUUGCAAGCUCCAGGAGUUUUUGCGCCUGUUCAAGCAGUUUCCAGGCGAGGCCUACACCCCAUCUGCAGAUACUUUGAAGGGUAUCUACAAUUCUUUGCGGGACUACCACCUUGGGAGCGACUUCGAGCACGUGGACAUUGGCCCCAAGCUUGGCCUUCAGGACACAGUGGUCGUCUCUGUAAGGAAUGACCCCAUGGCUUUGGUAAAGGCCAUGUUUGCAAACAAAUCUGGCAGGGCUGUCCUCGGUCCGAAGCUGGUAAUGGAUCAGGAUGGCCAGCGGGUUUUUAAUGAGAUGUGGACGGCGGAGAAGUGGAUGGAGGCCAG
Messenger RNA from Volvox carteri f. nagariensis, 837 nucleotides. RefSeq lists its product as uncharacterized. The transcript has 2 exons. The record is from RefSeq and is a predicted model, not a curated record. The annotation marks the transcript as partial. Lineage: Eukaryota; Viridiplantae; Chlorophyta; Chlorophyceae; Chlamydomonadales; Volvocaceae.